AUGCAAUUGGCACGUUCAAAUGGCCUUACAACGGAAGAAGUGAUCCUUGGGUCUUCCCCAGAGCCCGCGAAAUCGCCGGGGGAUCUUGUUUCAGUCAGGGAGAACGAGAGCUUGGCCGCUCGUAUGAAGGACGCUCAUGAGCAGGCUAGACAAGGAGCCGAGAUGAAGGCCACCCUGCGCCGGAGACAGAAGCUGCCUUUGAUGGCUGAGGAUACUCAAAAGGCGCUCUUGAAGCUGGUCGACGACAAUGACGUGGCUAUCAUCUUGGCCAAAACUGGCUCCGGAAAGACCACUCAGGUCCCUCAAAUCCUGCUCGACGACAUGAUAAUGUCCGGUCGAGGUCCGCAUGCAAACGUCUUGUGCACUCAGCCUCGGAGGAUGGCAGCGACCUCUAUUGCGCAGAGAGUGGCCCACGAGCGCCUUGAUUCCCUUGGUAGCACGGUCGGCUAUCACAUUCGCAACGAGAAUUGGUCACCCAGGUCUUGCGGCUCUAUCACGUAUUGCACCACCGGCAUUCUCUUGAACAGACUGAUUGCCGAUCCAGAGCGUACCCUAUCGGGGUACUCCCACAUUAUCGUUGAUGAGGUGCAUGAGCGUGACAUACAGAUUGACCUUGUCCUGUCUCUUCUUCGCAACGCAGUCCGUGCCAGCAAGGCGGCAGGGCGACCGCACCCUAAGAUCAUCCUCAUGUCUGCUACCAUCGACCCGUCGAUCUUCCUAGGUUAUUUCACGCAACAAACUGAUGACCACCCGACCCUGACCGCUGACUACGUGGAUGUGGAAGGGAGACACACGCACAUUGAGAACCACUAUCUUCCGGAAAUCCUGCUGGAUAUGUCGCAGGAGGGUGGGUUACAGGAGCCAAUGUAUCACUACAUCCAGGGCAGCCACCCCUUAUCCAGUCGACGUUUCGUUGAGCAUGAGAUGCAAUUUGCAGCGAGACAAGCAAAACAUGCGUCUGGUUGUGAUGAUGGCGGUACAAGGGACAGCCAACAGCCAGCGACUUCGAUCGAGGACGACCCGUCCGCGGGGCCCACAGGCCCCUUGUAUGUCGGUCUGGCAGCGUCGGUGAUUGCUCAUAUUGCGCUCACCAAACCGGAGGGCGACAUCCUCGCAUUCUUUCCUGGAGCUACGGACAUGGAAAAUACGGAGCAGCUGCUGCGCAGCGGCCGAUUCGUCCACGCUGGACUUGAUGUCCAGAAUCCGGACAAGAUCAGACUCUUCAAGCUUCACUCCCUGCGCAGAGAAACCAACAACCAAGUCUUCGACCCAGUCCCUCAGGGCUGUCGAAGAAUUAUCCUUGCAACGAACAUCGCCGAAACGUCGAUCACACUCCCAGAGGUGGUUUACGUCGUUGAUACCGGCAAGGAGCGUAAUAGCCUUUUCGACCCCUCCACACUUGCAAGAAGCCUGCCAUAUGUCUGGAUCAGCAAGACAAGUUCAAUUCAACGACGAGGACGGGCUGGACGGGUACGCAACGGCCACUACUAUGCCCUCUUCACCAAGGAGCGGCAUGACUCAUUCCGACCGAUGAACCGCCCUGAGAUUGGCGAGUCUAAUCUUGCGGACGUAGCCCUGCAGUUCAAGGCUUUCUCACAGCACGCCGAUGUCGAAGACGUCCUCCUUGACACUCUGGACCCACCCAGCCGUCCUGCUGUUGACAACGCGGUCAAGCAGCUGCAAAGUUUAGGCGCUUUGACCGACACCGGCGACAUCACCAGCCUGGGCAGACUAUCGUGGCAACUUGGAGUACAUCCAGCCUUGGGAAAGGCAAUCCUUCUUGGAUCCCUGUUUGGCUGCCUGGAACCCAUGCUGAUCAUUGCUUGUCACGACUCUGGAAGCCCGCUCAUAUCAAAUCUCGAACUGAGCAUGGAGAAAGUACGAGAGGUAAAGCAGCAAUACCUACCCGAAUACGAAACAGACUUUGCUUGCAUUAUCGAAGCCUUCAGAGAAUAUCACGCAGCCAACACGGCUGGCGACGCCAACCUCAUGCAAGAGCUACGAGAGACCAAGCACGUCCGACACCGCGCUUAUCUUGACAUGAUGGCCACGUGCGACGGUCUCCAUCAUGUCCUUGCACGUCUGGGCUUCGUCCCGACACCACAGGCCGGCAAGACCCUGUUUGAAAUGCUUCCCUCGGCUCUCAAUGCCCACCACCGAAACAUGGUGCUCGUCAAGGCACUGCUUAUCAACACCGUAAGUGCCGAGCUGGCUGCCUGGCCAGGCAGACAAGGCGUCCAACUCUGUAGCUGGACAGUCGACAGCCCCGUGCUCAAGGGCUUGACCUCCAAAUUCGGGGUCAACGAAGCAAAGACAAAUCUGCAGCGGCGUCGGAAAAAGUACCACCGUACCCCCGGUCGCUUGAUGGCAUACACAUACAAGCGAGAAGCUCCCGACGGGUCCGGCGACGUAGUUUUCCUAGAACAGGCCUCGAUGGUAACGCCCCUGAUGGCGAUCCUUUUCUGCCAGACCCUGGCCCUGCGGGACGAACGAACUCUACGACUCAACCGGUGGCUGUUACUUCAACUUUCGGCAGCUGCAGACGUUCCACCCGCGAUUGCUGAGAAAGUUGCGCCCAUCCUGCUGGAAUUGAGGAAGACGAUCGACCGCCUCAUCAGCCUUGCGUGGCUGGACCUGGAAAUGCUCAAUCGAGCAGCAUCUCGGGACGACUUUUCUGAUGGUUCUCCACGACCACAACCACAAGAUGAAAAACAACAACGACGCCUGAGCCCGAAAUUGCGAAAAGUCAUGGUCGAUGCGGUCGUCGAAAUGCUCAACGCAGACGCAGCAUACUGGUCCGAGUUCAAGGCCAGGCGUCGGGAGGAGAUCGAUCGCGAACUCGAGCGGCUAGAGAAUGAGAAGAGACAGGCUGCCGCUCUGCUUGAGGACGAGGAGGUAGACAUCGACCAGAUCGACGAAGAUGAUGAGAGAUCCGACGCGGAGGGCGAAUGGGAUGACAGACCUAACGCGCAGGGCGAAUCUGUUGAUCAAGCGGCGUGCAGCAGUGUCUGA
Messenger RNA from Cladophialophora carrionii CBS 160.54, 3012 nucleotides. RefSeq lists its product as uncharacterized. Lineage: Eukaryota; Fungi; Ascomycota; Eurotiomycetes; Chaetothyriales; Herpotrichiellaceae. Gene Ontology annotation, cellular component: intracellular anatomical structure. Gene Ontology annotation, molecular function: RNA binding; ATP binding. The transcript has a single exon. The coding region runs from base 1 to 3012 and encodes 1003 amino acids. The record is from RefSeq and is a predicted model, not a curated record.